Messenger RNA from Linum tenue, 1663 nucleotides. The record is from the annotation of a GenBank genome assembly. NCBI's taxonomy places the organism in Eukaryota, Viridiplantae, Streptophyta, Magnoliopsida, Malpighiales, Linaceae.
AUGGAGUUUCCUAGCUUCGAUAUCGUUGCCCUCCUAGCUUCACUCCUCUUCCUCUUCUUUGCGGCAGCAAACAGAUUCACCAUUUCCAAACCUUCCAUUCUCACAAACCUCCCUGCAGGCCCUGCAACACUCCCCCUUUUAGGCAACGUCCACAACCUCAUCUUCUCCUCCUCCGACCUCCACCGCGCCCUCCAUCGAUUAUCACUAAAACACGGCCCACUCUUCCCGCUCAAACUCGGCCAAAUCUCCAUCGUCAUCGUCUCCUCCCCCGAGCUCGCCAAGGAAAUACUCAACGACCACGACAUAACCUUCGCGCAGAGAGCUCCCCUGCUUUUCCCUGCCCUCAUCUUCUACGACUGCUCCGACGUCCUGUUCGCCCCCUACGGCGACUACUGGCGCCAGGUCCGCAAGAUCUGCCAGGUGGCGCUCCUGGGUCCGAAUCGGGUGAAGUCGUUCGCCUCGAUUCGGAGCCAAGAGGUCGAGAAUCUGAUCGAAUCGAUUCGCUCUGAUUCGAGGCAGGGGACAUUGUUGCCUUCGCCGGUCAAUCUCACCAGGCUCGUCUUCCAGAUGAGCUGCGGCGUGACGUCGAGGGCUGCAUUUGGGAAGAAGUACAAGGACGAGGAGAUUUUGAUGUCGUUGACUACUGACAUUAUGAAGAUGGCGUCAGGGUUGGGACUUGCUGACUUGUUUCCUUCUCAUGGGGAAAUGUUCAAGGCGAUGACUAGGAUGUUUGGUAUGAAAUUGAAUGGGGUGAUUCGUGGGGCGGAUAGGGUUCUUGAGGAUGUUUUGGAUGAUCACAGGAAGAAGAGGAGCAGCGGAUUAUUGGAUGAUGGAACUCGGGAGGAUUUGGUGGAUGUGCUUCUGAAGCUGCAACAGAGUGGUGAGCUCGAGGUUCCCCUGUCCGACAGCAACAUUAAAGCUGUCCUCUUGGAUAUGUUGGUUGCUGGGAGUAUAACAUCAUCCGCAACAGUUGGGUGGAUAAUGUCUGAAAUAGUCGGGAAUCCUUGUGUCCUGAAAAGGGCACGGGACGAAGUGAGACGAGUUUUCGAUACCAGAGGGAAAGAUGUGGACCAAGAGAUGGCCAUUCGGGAUCUUCAUUUCCUGAAAUGUUGCAUCAAGGAGGCCAUCAGGCUCCACCCGCCGGUUGCUAUGAUCGUAAGAGAGAGUCGCGCGAGCUGCAACAUUUCUGGAUACGACUUGCCGAGGAACACCAUAGUUUCGAUCAAUGCGUGGGCGAUGUGUCGAGAUCCGAGAUACUGGUCCGAUGCGGAGAGAUUCCUUCCCGAGAGAUUUUUAUACGAGAAUAGUGUGAAUUAUGCCGAGACAGAUCAUUUCGAGUUCAUUCCAUUUGGCGUCGGAAGGAGGAGGUGUCCCGGAAUAUCGUUUGCGAUGGCCAACAUCGAGCUGCCGGUGGCCAAGUUGCUGUACCAUUUCGAUUGGGAGCUUCCCGAUGGGAAGAGAAACCAAGACCUUGACAUGGCUGAGAGCUUUGGUGUGGCUGUUAGAAGGAAAACUGAUCUGGUUUUGGUUCCUAUCCCCCACCAUCCCACUUCAACCAACUGAUGGGCGAAGAUUGGAAUCUUGUCUUGUGCAACAACAAAAAAACACAAAUUAUUCUCUUAGCAUGAGAGUGUUAUGCAGUUAUGCAUGUAAGACUAUAGAU